ACGAGGGUGAUGGGAACCUAUGGUUAUUGUGCUCCCGACUACGCGAUGAGCGGAAAGCUUACUGUGAAGUCGGACAUAUAUAGCUUCGGCGUGGUGCUCUUGGAGCUCCUCACAGGGAGGAAAGCAUAUGACAUCACCAGGAAAGCUGGGGAGGAGAAUUUGAUCACUUGGGCGCGCCCUUUUCUUAACGAUCGACGACAGUUCACCCGGCUCGCCGACCCAUUGCUUCGAGGCCGCUUCCCGAUUCGCCCUUUUUACCAGCUUAUCAUCGUGACUUCAAUGUGCCUCCAUGAGAAGCCGAACGUUCGCCCGGCGGCUCGCGAAAUAGUCUAUGCGCUUGACCAUGUUGCCUCUCAGCCGUAUGUUGAUUCAAACCAUGUUUCUUCAUCUGCAGAAUUUCAGAGACAAAAGGAUUCUAAGAAUCGAAGCUCUUCAUUUUCUCAUUGAGACAAAUAAAUAAAUAUAUUGUAAAUGUGCAGAGAAUAAGAUAUUAACUGCAAUUUUGCUUGAUGUUGGUGUCAAUAAUGUAAUGCUGAACUGAUAUUUAUUUGACUGUAUAUUUCUUUUGAUGUGUGUUUUGUAAAACUUAUAUUUUGGGAGGAUAAUUCCUUAAAAAUGUUAAGUAA
Molecule: messenger RNA, 626 nt
Organism: Phalaenopsis equestris
Lineage: Eukaryota; Viridiplantae; Streptophyta; Magnoliopsida; Asparagales; Orchidaceae
Product: probable serine/threonine-protein kinase PBL7
Exons: 2
Biological process (GO): protein phosphorylation
Molecular function (GO): protein kinase activity; ATP binding
Source: RefSeq, a predicted model, not a curated record